Molecule: messenger RNA, 2460 nt
Organism: Penicillium vulpinum
Lineage: Eukaryota; Fungi; Ascomycota; Eurotiomycetes; Eurotiales; Aspergillaceae
Product: putative C6 transcription factor
Exons: 2
Coding region: 1-2460 (819 amino acids)
Biological process (GO): DNA-templated transcription; regulation of DNA-templated transcription
Molecular function (GO): DNA binding; zinc ion binding; DNA-binding transcription factor activity, RNA polymerase II-specific
Source: RefSeq, a predicted model, not a curated record
AUGUCCUUCCCUUCAGCUUCCCCAGAGGAGCUGAAUUUCUCGCCCGUCAACAAUAAUUCUCCAAAUGCCUCACUACCUACGAACUUGACCGCCACUGCUCCCCACCGCGUGGCUGCGGAAGCCCCGAGCUCAACCUCUCGCAGCUGUGUAACAUGCCGCCGCAGAAAAGUCCGAUGCAACAAGAGAUCGCCAUGUUCGAAUUGUUCCAAAGCUGGAAUCGACUGCAUCUUUCCCCCUCCUGGCCGUGCCCCACGCAAAUCGAAGCGCCCACCUGACGCGGAGCUGCUUGCGCGAUUGCGUCGUUUGGAGGGUGUUAUCGAUCAUCUUAGAAGUAAUGGUAAUACAGAAGAUGGAUCAACCCCGAAUAAGGCGCCGUCUUCUACAACUGGAUCUUCGACCGCUCGGAGUGAACCAACUGCGCCCACGUCUGUUUCAGUUGAGCCACAGAACCAGCCUGAUGUAGAUCCCUGUCCUUUCGAACAAUCAGAUCCGAAGAAACUUGUUCCCAGUAAGUUUGAGAAUGAGUUUGGACGGCUGGUCAUCGAUGAAGGCCGGAGCAGAUAUGUCAGCAAUCGCCUCUGGACUAGUCUUGGGGACGAGAUCGAGGAACUGCAAGAUAUUCUUGAUCACUCGUCGUCAGAGGAAGAUGAUACACCUUCACCAGAGUCUUCUCAGUUGCGUUCACAUGACGGUUUCCUUUUUGGAUUCUACUCACUUUCACAGUCUCUUCAAGAGUUCCAUCCCUCCAUGUCCAACGUCUCCAUACUUUGGGAAACAUAUCUCGAAAAUGUGGCUCCUUUGAUCACCAUCGUACACAGACCGACUGCCAGAAAAAUGUUUGCCGAGGCAGCACAGCACCCAGAAGCUCUGGACAAAAAUUCAGAGGCGCUGCUCUUUUCCAUGUAUCUUUGCAGCGUUAUCAGCAUGAAACCAGAUGACUGCUGGUUCAAGUUAGGUGAAGACCGAGCUACUGUUGUUAAGCGGUACAGGUUUGCUACAGAGCAAGCGCUGGCAAAAGCUGGGUUCUUGAAUACCCAAAGCUUGGUCCUUCUGCAAGCUGCUGUCUUAUUCUUGGUCUGUGUGCGACGGGAGGAUGAUAGCAAGUUUGUGUGGUCUAUGACCUCGAUCGUUUUACGCCUUGCUCAGGGCUUAGGCCUACACCGGGAUGGCACCAAUUUCUCCCUGAAACCGUUCGAAACAGAGAUGCGGCGCAGAUUAUGGUGGCAUAUCUCGCUGUUAGAUGUCCGUUCAUCUGAAGACCAUGGGACGGAACCGCUCAUUAGCGAGAGAAUGUACGAUACUCGGCUUCCCUUGAAUAUCAACGACGAAGACAUUUCGCCUGACAUGGAAGAUCCCCCCGAAGAGCGAGAAGGCUUCACGGAUGUUACAUUCUGCCUUAUUCGCUGUGAGAUCACAAGCGCUUUGCGAAGAGCAAAUUACGUGUGUCCUGGGGCCCAGUUUCGUUCGCCUAACAGUUUACCGCCCAUAGAGCGCGCUGGACGGAUGAUCAAAAUUAUCAGUGACCGAUGUGAACAACGGUAUAUCAGGCACUGUAAUAUGGACAUUCCCGCGCAGUGGUGUGCUGCCACAGUUGGGCGUCUGAUCCUCGCUAAAUUAUGGCUAAUCGUCCAUCACCCAAUGACCCGAAAAGACCGUGGAAAUGUAUUUCAAGCAACUCGAGACAGCUUGCUUGUAACGGCAAUUGAGGUCCUUGAGUUUGGUCGCUUGCUUGAAACUGAUCCCAAGACCGCCAAAUGGGCCUGGCUGUCCCGGACCAAUAUGCAAUGGCAUGGAGUGGCAUUCGUUCUGUCUGAAAUAUGCGUCCGACCAAUCUGCCCUAUUACCGAUCGAGCUUGGAGCGCUGUGAGUUCUAUCUACACGCAAUGGGCCUUGCAGGCGACACAUAAGAAGGGCAUGCUGUGGCGGCCGCUCGCCGCCUUGAUGAAAAGGGCUGCUGCCACCCGGUCUAAGCAACAGCAAGAAUUGCUAUCCAGUUUUGAACCAGCACCUACCGAAGCGAAGCCCAUCCAAGGCCUCAGUAAUGGCGAUGCCCUUCCUCGCAUUUAUAUGCCAACAGGGAUGCUAAAUUCACCCUCUCCAAAUCGUCCAGGCUCAACAGAACCGGUUGAACAUGAUUUAUACUCCGACAUUGACCUCACCAAUGGACCUUUGGAUGCUCUCCGAGCUAUGUUCCCUGGCACAAACAUCUUUACACCGAACAAUCUAUUUGAUGCUCCACCGGCCCAGAAUAAUACCCCGGCACCAAGCUUGCCCACAAGCCUUCCUGACAACACAGCCAUGAGCGAACUGCCAUUCUUAUAUCAGAAUCCCCUUCCAGAUGCUGCUCAGCCCAACUGGGAGGAAUGGGACCAACUCAUGCGUGAUUUCCAGAUGGAUGUCGAAAAUGAUUCCCAGCCAAACAGCUUGACCCAUGCUCAUGUUGCGCAAUGGUUUGUUUAG